Messenger RNA from Pocillopora damicornis (cauliflower coral), 2181 nucleotides. RefSeq lists its product as uncharacterized. The record is from RefSeq and is a predicted model, not a curated record. Lineage: Eukaryota; Metazoa; Cnidaria; Anthozoa; Scleractinia; Pocilloporidae.
AUUUUUCUAGUUUGUAUUUAGCAAAAUUUAUUGGUUUGUUAAAAAAAUCGCACAGCCUAGAAAAAAUUUGAACAGUGCGCCCUAAAAGCAACAGGCGCCAGGGGUUUUAAAAAAAGCCAAAUAGAUAAGUUGAUUGAUACAUACAUAGCGACAACACUUUUCCAGUUGUAUGCAGUUAUUAAUAACCAUUACCUUACUCUUUCUACUCAGUUUUUCGUUCAUAAAUUUUUCCGAAAAGGGAGGCACGUUUCACGAGACUUCAUUCUUGCGAAGUUGGCAGGAAGACUUCGUCAAAGAGAACCAAAUGAUGCCAAGGGGGGGACCCGAUUUUCAAUCUGGGUUCAAUUUGUAUAGACGACUUCUCUUACUUCAGCUUUUAACAGGUGCAAAAAUGAGCGUCCUCGUUGUACUAUUGACCUUCACGACUGCAGUACUGAGUUCACCAUCAGCUAAAAAGGGCCACUCAACUUUCAUUCAAACUGAGGAAGGUUAUUACCUAACCGGUCAUGUCAUAGAUCGUCAGAAGGCAUCCAGUGCUUUAUCCUGCGCUCAUCUCUGCUUGAGAAGCCGUCCACUAUGCCGCUCAGUAAAUUAUAGGGAAAUAAAAGGAAACAUGAUUUGUGAAUUGAACGAUGACGGAACAGACAGUGCUAAGGCUAACGCGCCGUCCCUUGUACCAAUGCCUGGAUAUGUCUUUGGCCAGAUGCUUGAUCUUACGGUCAGUAAAACCUGCAUCUCAGGCAAAACCUUUGUUUUCUCAACACUGGGAGCCAGAGGAGAAACUGGGCCGACUAACACAUUGGGGUAUGUAGGAACACCGUUAGAAGGCCAUGUCACUGUAAGCGAUGGCAUCCAAAUUUGGAGUGUUCCCGAGACCGGAAGCUACGUCAUCGAAGUAUUUGGUGCUUCUGGCGCUAAUGGAACAUAUGUCGAGGAUAAAAGUUCAUGGAGGACCGGUGGUUUAGGAGCCAGAAUGACAGGAACCUUUCAGCUUCAGAAAGGAACUCAGCUUAAAAUACUAGUAGGGCAGGAGGGUAAUCGUACUACGGACCCUUACCUUCGUGAAAGGCCAGGGGGUGGGGGCGGGGGCAGUUUUGUGACUUUCCCUGACGACACUCCACUGAUAAUUGCUGGUGGAGGAGGGGGUGGGGGAAUACCGAGGGAACAAUUUAAAAACGGUGAUCCGGGUCAGUCAACAGAGAAUGGUGGCAGGUGUGGAGGGGCAGGAGGGUAUGGUGGAAAUCUCUGUAAUGCUGACACAGGAAUGGUUGAUCUCCAGAUCCCUGGGGGAGGAGGAGCAGGACUGUUAGGGAACGGAGGAGGAAAACGGGGCUUUUCAGUACGUUUCAUCCACGGUGGAACUGGAGGGAAAUGCCCGGUUUCCCAAGGGGGAUUCGGUGGGGGAGGUUAUGCUUUAAAGGCUGGUGGUGGAGGGGGCGGGUACUCCGGUGGGGGAGUUUUAAGUAGCCCCAACAUUAGGGUGGCAGGGGGAGGGGGUUCGUAUAAUAGCGGCAAAAAUCAACAGAACAUGGCGGGUGUCAACAAAGGUGACGGUAAAGUGAUCAUUACAUUACAGAAUUGACGCAAAACUACAACUGUGAUAAGCGCUGAGUUGUGCGGUAAACUUUGUGUAACUUGAAAUUGAUCACGACACAUGGCUUUGAAAUAGAGAUCGUUUAGCUGUGAGCAAUACUACUCCAACCUGAUGAGUAAGCGAACUACAGUUUUCCACCUUUUUCAGUUCAUUCUCCUCCCUAGAGGUGGUAGUUUCUCGUUAGACUGGAGGUUCUUCAUAAAGGACGGAGGGCUUGGUAGACAAAAAUGUAUCAUUCCUUUGCUUCCUUAGCUGUCAUGUGUAAUGCGGCAAAGUUGCAUGCUUUCGAUAUAAAUUCGAACAAUUCAGUGUUUUGUUAUUUCUUGGUCGAUAACAGCUGAAAUAUUGUAGAGCGGCAAGAUUUGGUGAUUUUUGUGAAAUUUUUCCAUAAAAAAUCACAAAUUAUAGUGAUAAUAAUAAUGAUAAUCAUAAUAAAUAAAAACGAUACCUCUAAUUAUAUGUGUACAUGAAAGCGAACUCCAAAUGGUUGAUUUUCAUGCUAUCAAUUAAGCUGUGCAAUUUUAGAGUACUGAUGAGCUUAUUUAGGAAGUAAAUAAACACGUAUCACCUCUCAAAAUGUAAUCGUA